AUGCCUGUCAAAUUCAUGCCAUAUGUAUAUCAAACUGUAGACUUUAGUCUUGUGGUUUCUUCUGGCCCUGUGUGUGCUGCCCCUGGGGAAGACGUCAUUUUACCCAUUCAUCUCUUACCUGAAACCAGUGCUGUGUCCAUGGAAAUCAGAUGGUUCAGAGGGACAGAGCUCAUUUAUCAGUAUAUGAACAGACAGGAGAUGACAAAUAAUGACUUUGAGAACCGAGUGAGUCUGUCCAUCCAGGAGCUGAGGAGAGGAAAUCUUGCUCUGAUUUUGAGAAAUGUUCAGCCAUCAGAUUCAGGAGACUAUACAUGCGAAGUCUUUCAUGAUGGAUGUCAAAAGAGGGGAGUAGUUCACUUGCAAGUGAGAGAGAUUGAGAGAGUGAAACAUCUCUGCAGUGUGAUAAAGCAAACCCAUGAAGACAUUAUGCAACAAAGAGUCAAACUAAAUGAAACCAUAAAGUUGCUUGAAGAAACACUCAAGCAUGUUGAUCAGCCAUCUAGCCGUAUAACUAGUAUGGAAAGGAUUCCCCCACUCAUGCAAGAUCAUAGCAAAUUGGAACAAUUCGACAUGGAAGACAGGAGAGCAGGUUCUACAUGUACCAGUAAAAAAAUGUAG
Molecule: messenger RNA, 618 nt
Organism: Sinocyclocheilus grahami
Lineage: Eukaryota; Metazoa; Chordata; Actinopteri; Cypriniformes; Cyprinidae
Product: butyrophilin subfamily 1 member A1-like
Exons: 7
Coding region: 1-618 (205 amino acids)
Biological process (GO): T cell receptor signaling pathway; regulation of cytokine production
Cellular component (GO): external side of plasma membrane
Molecular function (GO): signaling receptor binding
Source: RefSeq, a predicted model, not a curated record